AUGGUGGCCACGCGAUUCUUUCUGAGCAGCUCGCGCUAUGAGCGCUGGGCCGCCUCCGCUGCCAUCCUGGCGGCGGCUGCCCUGGCCAUCGCAGCGGCUGCAGCAGCACGCCUCAUCUUUCGCCCUUGGGUUGCGCUGCUCGAGACAAAAACACGCUUUGAGCACACGCUGAUCGACCUCGAGAAGAAACCGCCGGAGUUCCUGAGGCUGUCGCCAACCGGCCUCGUGCCUCUCCUCGUGAUGGAUGACGGGGAGGUGGUGACGGAGUCAGCGGUCGUCGCGAGGCGCGUGGCGACAGAGUUCCGCACUCGGCACACAAACUUGCUUCCGAGCGCCGAGACGGCUGCCAUCGACGCCUUCGUGGGUGUGUGGACAAGCCAGGUCGAGCCGGCUUAUUACACGGUGCUCAAGGCCGAGUCCGAGGCGCAGGUCCGCACUGCCGUCGCCGGCCUCCUGGAGACGCUACGGGCGUUCUCGCUGGCCGAGUGCGUCGCCGCUCCGUGGGUCGAGCGGAUGCUGCUCAUGCUACCGUACUGGCGCAACAUUGACCUGCUCAAGCUCUGCCGUCAGCAGGGGCUUGCGAGGACGGCCUCGUGGAUGGAGGCGGUCGCCGCGCGACCCUCAGUGCAGGCGACGAGCGCCGGCGAGGCGGAGAUGGCGCGCGCUGCGAGGCUUUACUAUUCCGAGUACGACUCGAUCCCGGCGUCCUGCGCUCCCGCGUCGGCUACACGGGCGGCGACGGCGACGGGGACCCGUCCGGGGCGCCACCGUCGUACGAGAGCGUCUGCGCCCGCGCGAACACGCACACCGAGGCGCUCCGUCUCGACUUCGACCCGUCGGUCGUCUCCUACGGCGAGCUGGUUCGCCGCUUCGCAUCCGACCCACGCGUGCAGCGCGUGCGCGCCCUCCCCGCCGACUCCGCGCUCCACCUCCUCCGGCGGCGGCAGACGCGGGUCGCCGUCUGGGCACACACCGGCGCGCAGGCGGCGGCAGCGCGGACGGCGCUCGCGGAGGCGGGCAAGGAAGGGCUGGUUCCUGUCUUGCCCCCGAGCGCGUGGCACGAUGCGGAGGAGUACCACCAGCACUUUCUGGCGGAGGACAAGUCGUUCCCCUCGUGGAGUGCCGCGGCCGAUGACGACGGCUGGGGCGAUCUGGGCGGUCCAGGGACGGCUUGGGGGCUCUAGAGCGGGCGAGCAGCUCCGAGCAUGGCGGAGACAGCGGUCUGCCGUAGGUCACACCGGCGCGGUGGGCCAUGCACAGCGCGGGGCCGCACACAGUCACACAAGCGAAUGAAGCGGUUUCGGCGAAAGCAGGUGUGUGUACGCGCGCGUUUAGGUUUACCGCAUGGUUUACCAUUACCGGCGCAUGGACGAUGGAGUUUACCGUUGCGCGUUGCGGUCGGGUGUGCGCAGUGCGCACAGUGCGGGGCCGCCGCGCCGCGCCCUGCGCCUGCCCCCCCCCGCCUCCACGCUCGCACUCCCACUCCCGCGUGUCCCCAAGUGUGCACCAAAUUGGCACAUGUGCAUGCACAUGUAAGUGUCCCCAAGUGUGCACCCGGCGCGGUGCGGGAGCGUCGGUUAAGAGUUGCAUGUGAACACAA
This is a messenger RNA of Emiliania huxleyi CCMP1516, 1600 nucleotides long. RefSeq lists its product as hypothetical. Gene Ontology annotation, cellular component: cytoplasm. The record is from RefSeq and is a predicted model, not a curated record. The transcript has 9 exons. Lineage: Eukaryota; Haptophyta; Isochrysidales; Noelaerhabdaceae. Bases 1 to 1293 code for a protein of 430 amino acids.